Salvia hispanica is the source of this 474-nucleotide messenger RNA. The record is from RefSeq and is a predicted model, not a curated record. NCBI's taxonomy places the organism in Eukaryota, Viridiplantae, Streptophyta, Magnoliopsida, Lamiales, Lamiaceae.
AUGAAGGUGGAGAUGGUUCAUGGAUGCAGUCAAGUCGCAUACGCUCCGAUCCCGGAUCUGACACUGAUCAUCACGCUGACAUCCGCUGUCCUCGCCGUUGCCGAGACCGCCUCCCCAGACUCCGUGAACAGCCAGCUGUCCCUGCUCACCCUGGCCGGCCUGAUCGGCUUCGCCGCUGUCCGAAGCUACAUCACCGAGCUCGUCUUCUGGACGCUGCUCGCGGGUGUGUUCUGUUUCGCUAGGUUCGCGAAGAGGAGGGAUUAUGUGUCGUCGGCUUUGCCCCUUGCCGCGGCUCUGGCUGCUGUAGGGGAGCCGUGGGUGAGGAUCGCCGCGAUGGGGUCCUACUUGGCCUUGGCUGUCCUCCAUCGCGCCGGGAACUUGGGGGAAGACGUGCGCACCCGGGCGAUAGAGAGGGUGCCGGUUCCACUGCUGCUCGCUGCGUUGGCGAUAGGCGUUCGAGUCGCCGCGAGAUGA